UUUAAUUUUAAUAGCUUGUGCUUUUUUAUUUAAAAGGUUAUGUUCACUCAGUCAAAAAUAUUUUGCCGCCUGCUAUUAUGUCAGUAGCCGUGCACUGUCGUUGACCUGCGGAGCUUUUAUUCUGAAUUUAGUCAAGAUUGCUAGUAAAUAUAUUGGAUAUGGUAUCUAACUAUUCGUGCGUAGAUUUCCUGGGCUUUCAGGGUUUGCCUACAGGAAGCACUUCAAAAAAUGCGCGAUAUAGAUGAUAAAAUCAUUUAUGCAUUGAACACAUCUCUUCCGACAGAAUCAUUUAGAGGUCAAUUAGAUGGAGAAAAAACGUGUAAGGAUUUAUAUUCUCGUUUACAAAACGGUCACCAGGAACGGGAGCGUGCAAUAAGAAAUUGCAUCAUUACGUCUGCAGAGGUAGUAAAAGCAUUACGAGAAGAACGUGAUGCAAAACCAGAUGAUACUACCGUCAAUAAAAAGUUUAAAUCAGAACAACGAAAACUACGUUUACUACAGUCGGAAUUGAAUGUUGAAGAUAUAGUCAAGGAUCGGUCAUAUAAAGCAUUUAAUGAAAGAUGUAGAGCAUAUUUCCAUGCAGGAGCUUUAUGAUUAAAUUUAUUUUUUUUAGAAGUUGCACAAGUGACUGUUUUAUCAGUGGUCAGUGCAAUAAAUUUUAUUUUCACAAUUGUCAACAUUUUUUAAUAAAA
Teleopsis dalmanni is the source of this 692-nucleotide messenger RNA. It is a transcript of the gene Ccdc58, whose product is annotated as coiled-coil domain-containing protein 58. The transcript is spliced from 3 exons. The record is from RefSeq and is a predicted model, not a curated record. NCBI's taxonomy places the organism in Eukaryota, Metazoa, Arthropoda, Insecta, Diptera, Diopsidae. Gene Ontology annotation, cellular component: mitochondrion; mitochondrial intermembrane space. The coding region runs from base 229 to 594 and encodes 121 amino acids.